UUCGCAAUUUUCUCGUCGACCGUCAACUUUUCUUGAUGGUUCAAUUGUUUCUACUCCCACCAAUACAUCAAAAGAAUCAUUACUAUAUCGUAUGCCUGGUGCUUAUAUAGGUAGUGUUUCGGACGACGGUAUUGAUACUUGGAAAG
This is a messenger RNA of Dentiscutata heterogama, 146 nucleotides long. NCBI's taxonomy places the organism in Eukaryota, Fungi, Glomeromycota, Glomeromycetes, Diversisporales, Gigasporaceae. The record is from the annotation of a GenBank genome assembly.